UGCACACAUGUGCAGAACUUGGCGAUACUCGACGCUAUAUUAAACCGAAGAGGGCACGUCCAUCAUUCGGUCGCUUAAUCGAUUCCGAAUUAGUGGGUGCGAUUACGUUUUGAAUAAACACCGUGAGAUUUGGCCCGAUUCCUGGCUGCCGUUUAACAUGGUCGACGUUGCUGCUGCAAUCCCUGUAACCAACGGCGGCGGUUCUUUGAUGGGUCGAACUCGGGGCGCCUUGAGGUCAAUGCGAUCUGCCCUCGGAGGUGGCGGCGAGUAUCUUCAGGGUCUAGGAAGCAGGCUAGGAUCAGCGCUGAGCAGCAGCCUCGAGGAUAGCGAAUUGACGACGACGCCAUCCUCACCGUCAUCGCCACCGCGCCAAGGACCUUCACCGGCGAUGAAACAGGAAGCCGACGAGAUCCGGAGGCGGAAGCUACGACUCCCAAGGUUUGGAUCCGGCAUGUCCUACGAGGAUUACGAAGCGAUGGCGCGGCACAAACUGGAGCGACAAGGCAGUGCCACGUCCUCAAGGUCCUUGAAGCGUUAUCCUCCGGGGAUGACCUACGAGGAGAUCACAUCCUCGAGGAAUUCGUCGGGCGCCAGGAUCAUCGAGGUGGCGAAAAAGCGGGAGGAUAACGAUCAGCCGCAGGAGGCCGAAGAAAGUUCACCGGAAAGUGUAGGACCUCUGCAAGAAAAGGAUAUCAAGGCGACUGGCACCGAUCCUUACGAGAAAUUUCAUUACAAAAUGGCAGGGACAAUGGUCCGGGAAAUUUUCAAAUUAGAUCUACCGUGCAGCAGUGGAUCCAACAGCGAUCAAGACGGUUAUGGACCAAGUACGAGUUUAGAUUCGAACAUGGAUGGUCGGCGAACUUGGCAGAGAUCAGGAUCUUCCGGUUCCUGUCAAUCCUGGGCGUCGAGUUUGUCGGCUGACAGUCAAUCCGAGGAAGCAGCAGCCGACUUUAUGAAAAGCUUUGUUCCGAUGCUUUUUGAGAGUCCAGACAGCGUUGAUCAGGAACAGAAAGCAAAAUUUGGGCAAAUGGUUUUGACGGAAACGGGGCGAGUUUGGUUUUCGAGGGUGGUAAACGCGCGAAGGGCGCGAGCCUGCGUGACUGAGGGUUCGUUUUACUCCUUGGCUCAGCAUUUUGCCGUCGCAUUAUUCGAGUGUCAUGAGGCCGACGAUUUUGCCCCGGCGAAGAGUCUGAUGAACAUGUGUUUCACAUUCUAUCACGAAGGUUUGUUCAAACUCGAAGUUCCCGGUUUAGAACCGUAUCGAGAAUAUCUUUACACUCAUCUCCGAGUCCAGCCGAUAUGGACGUCGAUGCGUUUCUGGACGGCAGCCUUUUUCGACGCGGUUCAAUGCGAAAGGGCGACUCGUCCGGUUCCUCCGAGAAACAAGAGCCUUGCUGGGGAGGCGAUUGCAGCCGAUGACAGAAGGUUUCAGGCGAAUAUCGUCUUCGGGCAGUUGGGCACCUUUACGUGCAACAUGCACGCGUUUGGAUUAUCCCGAAAUCUGUGCCUCGAGUUUUUGAGAAAACAGUGCGCCAUCGCUAAUUUGUCAUCGGAGCAAGAGAAAAUGCUGAAAGACAAUAUUGAGAGAAUGUACGACGAGACGGAACCUUGGCGAUAAUCAUUGAUUGAUCGAUGAUUUAUCAAUGUAAAGAGGACCAUCGGAUGAGAAGAAGAAAUAUUAAGUCCCGAAAAAAAUUUAUCUUUAUAAAAUUUCUUAUCAUGGAAGAAUGAGAAGACUUGCAGAGCGAAGAAAUCGCGAAAUAUUUGCCGCC
Molecule: messenger RNA, 1772 nt
Organism: Diprion similis
Lineage: Eukaryota; Metazoa; Arthropoda; Insecta; Hymenoptera; Diprionidae
Exons: 10
Coding region: 158-1618 (486 amino acids)
Source: RefSeq, a predicted model, not a curated record